GAUCUGUACUUCUGUAUGUACUUUACUUAAAAGAGCCGGAAUCCAGGAAUACCCCGAGUGAAUUUCCCCUCUCCAACUUCAUCUUCUUUUAUUCCCAUUUUGAUUGGGACUACGCUCCGCCGUUCGCUCGAAGGACGGCGUAUAUAAAAUCUCUUUAGAUCCGAGACGAGGUUAUUUUAACAUAUCGUCAUGGCAGCAAUUACCUGGAUCGCAGCACAAUGCAUCAGGCUCUCCUACGUCGGAUACUGUCCGCCGUGCCAGGGAGUCCCUUUCUCCAAACCAACAUAAUUCCUUUGAUUGGGAGAUUUCCGCCUUAGGGCCGGCGGAUUUCUUCCCGUCAUUGGAGGGCUCGAUCGAGCCUCUAGUUGGAAAUUGGUCCCUAGGUUUAGAGAAUGGCAGUAUAAAUGGUACGGAGUGGUCCCUCCCCCUUUUCGAGGGGGCAGGGAACUCUAUCGUUUUUCAAAAUGAAGAGUGCAACGGACAGCUGAACGCUUCAGACACACAACCUAGCUGUGAACUCAGUCCAGAUCUUCUAUUCAAUCCACCUAUAGGUUCUCAUAUCUCGUCGCAAUCAGACGCUGAAAACCAAAACCCUUCUGUCUCACCGCUAGAAAUGCCCGAGUCUUCUUCCGGCCCAAGCCAACCUGCCAAGUCGCAGAGCCAAUCGCCGCCCGUAGACGCAGUCACGGCUCUCAAGCGCAAGCGCAACAACGCCGCGGCUCGCAAGUAUCGGCAGAAGCGGAUCGACCGCAUCAGCGAGCUGGAGACGGAACUUCGGAGCGUCAAGGAGGAGCGGGAUGAGUUGCGACUUCGCCUCGCUCGUCAGGAGGCGGAGGCGGCAACUUUGCGAAGCAUGCUACAGCUGAACUCUGGGAAGGGUGAGAAAAGUUAGCAAAUAGUUGGACAAUAUUAUGUGUCUUCGAAGUUUUUAGAUAGCGUUAAUAAUAAAUUGGAAGUUGUGCUUUUCUCAGA
Molecule: messenger RNA, 972 nt
Organism: Daldinia loculata
Lineage: Eukaryota; Fungi; Ascomycota; Sordariomycetes; Xylariales; Hypoxylaceae
Exons: 2
Coding region: 614-892 (92 amino acids)
Biological process (GO): regulation of transcription by RNA polymerase II; DNA-templated transcription
Molecular function (GO): DNA-binding transcription factor activity, RNA polymerase II-specific; RNA polymerase II cis-regulatory region sequence-specific DNA binding
Source: RefSeq, a predicted model, not a curated record